AUGAAGCCCGCGCACGACGGCGACGUCGACCCGCUGUCCCUCCGCGCGGUCCUCGCCGGGUUCGUCGUCGGCUUCGUCGUCAGCGCGAUGAACGUCUCGUUCGGCCUCAAGGCGGGAUGGGCGCAGGGCGGAAGGCGCGUCGCGACCGAUCGAUCCCUCGCGGCGGACGAAAACGCGUCGAUCGUCGCGACCCGACGCCGAAUCUCAUCUCGCCGUCCGUCGUUCCCUCCUCCAUCUGACGCGCCCUCCCCACCCCCGACGCCCCCCUCCCUCCCCUUGCGCGCGCCCUCCUCCUCCUCUCCACCUCUCGUCCGUCGCAGCAUCCUCGCCGCGGCCGUCAGCAUCGGCCUCUUCAGCGCGCUCAAGCCCAAGGUUCCGUUCACGCAGGCGGAGGCGAACAUCUGCCAGACGGUCGCCUCCGCGGCGGGGUCCAUGACCAUGGCCGCCGGUCUCAUCGGCCCGAUACCCGCGCUGCAGAUGCUCGGGCACAAGUACGACGGCCUCACGAUCAUGGCGUGGGGCGCGUCCGUGGCGUACCUCGGCGUCUUCUUCGCCGUGCCCAUGCGUCGGCACUUCCUCGUCGACCACCCGCUCAAGGCGCGUUCUAUACACUGGUCCCCAUACGACCCCGUCGGCGUGGUGAACGCCGUUCCUUAA
Micromonas pusilla CCMP1545 is the source of this 657-nucleotide messenger RNA. RefSeq lists its product as uncharacterized. NCBI's taxonomy places the organism in Eukaryota, Viridiplantae, Chlorophyta, Mamiellophyceae, Mamiellales, Mamiellaceae. Gene Ontology annotation, cellular component: membrane. The record is from RefSeq and is a predicted model, not a curated record. Bases 1 to 657 code for a protein of 218 amino acids. The transcript has a single exon. Gene Ontology annotation, molecular function: oligopeptide transmembrane transporter activity.